AUGGCAUCUUUCGCCUCCCAGACCUACACUCCCACCGAGGAGGCCGAGAUCCAGCAAUGGCUCACCACCUCCGAGCGUCUCAAGUCCCCCGAGGACAAGUCCACCAUCCUCGAGACCCUCAACAACCACCUCUCCAGCCGCUCCACCCUCCUCGGCAGCAAGCCCUCCAAGGCCGACGUCGCCAUCUACGAGACCCUCGCCCCCAUCGUCGCCAAGUGGUCUCCCGAGGAGCGAACCGGCGAGAAGGGACAUCCUCACAUCGUCCGCCACGUCGACUUUGUCCAGAACUCUCCCCUGUUCGGCCUCGAUGUCAAGGAUGAGAACAAGGUCCAGGUUGAUCGUGAUAACGUUCUCUACGUGAAGCCUCCCGUUGACGCCAAGGCCGAGAAGGAGAAGAAGAAGAAGGAGGCUGCUGCUGCUACCGCUAGUGGUGCUGGUGAGGCCUCGCUUGUUGAUCGUACCAAGGAGAAGGUCAAGGAGGUUGUUGAGACGGCCAAGGAGAAGAUUGCUACCGAUAAGCCUAAGAAGGAGAAGAAGGAGAAGGCUCCCAAGCAAAAGGCUGCUCCCGCCCCUGCUGCUCCUCUAUCCCCUGCUCUCAUUGACCUCCGAGUCGGUCACAUUCUCAAGGCCAUCAACCACCCCGACGCCGACUCCCUCUACGUCUCCACCAUCGCUGUCGGCGACAAGCCCGGCAACGAGGACUACGUCGAGUACGAGGGUCAAGUCUGCCGCACCGUCUGCUCCGGUCUCAACGGCCUCAUCCCUCUCGAGUCCAUGCAGGGCCGCAAGGUCGUCGUGGUCUGCAACCUCAAGCCCGUCAAGAUGCGCGGCAUCAAGUCCUGCGCCAUGGUCCUCGCCGCCUCUCCCAAGAUCAAGGAGGGUGAGGUCGACGACCACAAGGGCCCCGUUGAGCUCGUCACUCCCCCCGAGGGUGCCAAGGCCGGUGACCGUGUUUGGUUCGAGGGCUGGGAGGGUAGCCCUGAGGGUGUGCUCAACCCCAAGAAGAAGAUCUGGGAGACUUUCCAGCCUGGUUUCACUACCACCGAUGGUCUUGAGGUUGCUUUUGAUGCGGGUGUUGUUGAGCAGCUUGGAAAGACUGGCCGUGGACGUCUUGUUACUGAGAGUGGUGGUGUCUGCACUGUCCCCAGCCUCAAGGAUGCUGUUGUGCGAUAA
This is a messenger RNA of Fusarium musae, 1173 nucleotides long. RefSeq lists its product as uncharacterized. Gene Ontology annotation, cellular component: methionyl glutamyl tRNA synthetase complex. NCBI's taxonomy places the organism in Eukaryota, Fungi, Ascomycota, Sordariomycetes, Hypocreales, Nectriaceae. Gene Ontology annotation, molecular function: tRNA binding. The record is from RefSeq and is a predicted model, not a curated record. Bases 1 to 1173 code for a protein of 390 amino acids. The transcript has a single exon.